Messenger RNA from Galeopterus variegatus (Sunda flying lemur), 1443 nucleotides. Its product is annotated as serine/arginine repetitive matrix protein 1-like. Gene Ontology annotation, biological process: ribosomal large subunit biogenesis; cytoplasmic translation. The record is from RefSeq and is a predicted model, not a curated record. NCBI's taxonomy places the organism in Eukaryota, Metazoa, Chordata, Mammalia, Dermoptera, Cynocephalidae. Gene Ontology annotation, molecular function: structural constituent of ribosome; RNA binding. Gene Ontology annotation, cellular component: cytosolic large ribosomal subunit.
AUGAACGCCUUGGCAAUUUUAACCCAGGGAAAUGCUGAAAUGGAAAAGCGCUUGUCCCAGAAGGCACUCAGGCAACAUCAUCCUGCCCCCUCUGGUUCUGGACCACCUCCAGUUUCAUCAUCCUUUAUCAUCCCUUUAUGUAGCCAAGACUCUGAAGGGAGGCCCAGAUCAACAACCAAAACAAAGUCCAACCUUUUUGUGACUUCCGACUGGAGCAAGAAUCAUCAAAGGCAUUUCAAUGCACCUUCUCACAUUCAAAGGAAGAUUAUGUCCUCCCUCUUUUCCAAAGAGCUGAGACAAAAAUGCAAUGUCCGAUCUAUGUCCAUCCAAAAGGAUGAUGAAGUUCAGAUUGUGUGAGGACUGUACAAAAGCCAGCAAACUGGCAAAACAGUCCAGGUCUACAGGAAGAAAUAUGUCAUCUACAUUGAACGGGUGCAGCAGGAGAAAGCUAAUGGCACAACUGUCCAUUUGGGCAUUUGUCCCAUCAGGGUGGUUAUUACUGUGCUGAUACUGGACAAAGACCAUAAAAAAACCCUUGAACAUAAAGCCAAAUCUCACCAAGUAGGAAAGGAAAAGAAGAAAUAUAAGGAAGAAAUGAUUCAGAAGAUUCAUGGACCAACUUCCGAUUUAGCGAAUACCGUGAGUUCCUUGAGCAGAAAGACAAAAGGCUUACGCAGAAGCCACAGCGGUGGGACGCAUCGCUAUGGCCGGGGGCGCAGACACCAGCUAGCGCGUACCGAGCUCGUCUGGGCAGCUCGGCGGGCGCGGCUGACCGGCUUCCACCGACUUAGCUCUCAGAGUCUCAGAGCGGACGAGGCGUCCCCCCAGAGGAAAGACUGGGCGCCGCAGAUGCCCCUCAGAAGAGCAGGGGCUCCAGAGAGGCCAACGGGGCGUGACUUGGACACCAGGCGCGCCGGGACCCCGACCACAUCUACCCGCCGGGCCACAGCCCAGCUACAGCUCAGGGACUUUAAGGCACCCGCGCCCCUUUGUGGCGGGAUCUCUCGCCCAAGCAGGCCGGACGCCGAGGCCUCGCGGUAUCGAGUCUCCGUCCGCCCCGCCUCCUCGCCUUCCAGUCGGCCCCGCCCUCGAGCUCUCCCUCCUCCCCCGCUCCCGCCUCGCUUCCCCGACGAUCUCCUCGCGCUCCCGGCCCGGCACGCCCGCCUGCACCGCUGUCGCCGUCGCCGCCGCCCGCAGUCCCUUCCCCGCGCCGCCGCCGGCUCUGCCGCCACCGCCGCGAGCUCGGCCGCCAGUGGUCCGCGGACUUUGGGUGUCCGGGUUGAAGGUCGGUCCGGACGUCGGACCCAGCUCGGUUCCCGGACUGUCCGGGCGGCAGCGGACGCCGCUGCUGCCGCCUCUUCGUCGCCUCAGCCUGGCGUUUUGUUCCGAGAGACCCAAGAGGAGGUUUGUCUCCGAGGAAGACCCAGGGAACUGGAUAUCUAG